AAACAUUCGAACACUUUUGUCGUGCAUUUAAAUAAACAUUUGAAGGUUUUGUUUUUGUUCAAUAAAAGUUUGUUUAUAUUAAAAUUUCUGUGAUAAAGUGUUGUUGAAGUGAUACAUCGUGUAUAAUGCUUUCGCUAUUUAAUUCGUUUGGACCUUUCUUAAGGCAGUACGUAAUAGUUAUUAUUGCAAACCUAUCCCUCUUCGGCAGUGGCCUUGGGUUCGCGUGGACGUCACCCGUGCUGGUGAAACUAGCCAAUCAGACGCAUCCAGUCUACGAUCGACCAAUCACGGAGGCGGAAGGGUCAUGGAUCGUGUCUGUCACUUUUAUUGGAGGAUUUCUGUCAAACUUCCUAGCAGCCUACCUCGUAGACAGGAUUGGUCGGAAGCGGACAUUCCUGCUCGCCGCGCUGCCCCGGAUAGCGUGCUACGUCGUCCAUUACCUGGCCACCGCCGCCUGGAUGAACUAUGUUGGGAGAUUUCUGGGAGGCUUCUCUGAUGGACUGUCGUUUUGUGUUAUACCUAUGUACGCUUCUGAGGUUGCUAGUAAAGAGAUCCGCGGCGCGCUCGGCACGAUCCUGCAAAUCUUCUCUUCCCUCGGCAUCGUGACCAUGCUCUCUCUGGGUCCGUUCCUGCAGUACCGCGCACUGAACGCGGCGUGCGCGGUGCUGUGCGCCGCCUCCUCCGCGCCGCUGCUGCUGCUGCCCGACAGCCCCUACUUCUUGAACAAGCAAGGUAAAAUCGCCGAGGCGCUUAAAGUCCUGACAUUCCUCCGAGGAUCAGAAUCACUAGCAAAGAAAGAAAUGGAAGAGUACCAAACAGAAUCAGAGCAGACAACUUUGACCCUCAGAGAAGUGCUGACAAGCAAAUCUCACCUCAAAAUCAUUGCAAUAGUCGUCUGUAUCGGUGCUGGGGCUCAACUGACGGGCUACAAUGCCGUGGCUUUCUACUUGCAGACAAUUCUGGUGUCCACUAAGACCAGUGUUUCUUCGAAUACGGCGUCAGUGGUCAUUGGAGUCAUCCAGUUGGUAGCCAGUUUUGUGACGGCCGUAGUUAUCGACAGGUUUGGAAGAAAGCCGAUACUUUGCAGCAGUCUGGUUGGACUUAGUGUUGGAUUGGCCGGACUGGGGACUUUCUUCUUCGAAACAUCUUCAAACACAGAAAUCAUUGGUUUCUGGAACUAUUUACCGCUCGUUUCCAUUUUAUUGGCGGUAUUUAGCUUCAGUUUAGGUCUCGGCUCCCUCAUGUUCCCCCUCAUGUCGGAACUCUUCGACGGCAAAUCCCGAGCCAUUGGCAUGUUCUUCGGCCUGGUCUCCAACAUCAUAUCCAUCUUCGCAGUCACACAAACCUUCGCCAGUCUGACCAACGCUAUUGGAGCUGGCGCCGUUUACAGCGUUUAUAGCGUUAAUAGUCUACUGUUUUGCGUGUUCAUCCUUUAUUGUGUGCCCGAGACUAAGGGUAAGACGUUUGCGGAGAUUCAGAGAGAGUUGGGAGUGGGUGUUGCGAAUGAUGAGAGUGUAAGGAGUAAGUGUUAGUUGUUAGGUUAGGUUAAGUUUAGGAUUACUUAAUAAAUUUAUUUGUGUAUUUACAAUGUUUUUUUCAUGUUAA
Messenger RNA from Plutella xylostella (diamondback moth), 1605 nucleotides. NCBI's taxonomy places the organism in Eukaryota, Metazoa, Arthropoda, Insecta, Lepidoptera, Plutellidae. The record is from RefSeq and is a predicted model, not a curated record.